Messenger RNA from Candidula unifasciata, 1083 nucleotides. The record is from the annotation of a GenBank genome assembly. Lineage: Eukaryota; Metazoa; Mollusca; Gastropoda; Stylommatophora; Geomitridae.
AUGGCAAACCCUGCCGUGUACAAGCUGGAGCUAGAGGAGCAAAAACGAAGAGUUUUCGUCACGCAACUGCACGAUCGGGAGGAUGAAGAAGAUGUGACAUAUUUCCCUGUCAUCAAGGAGUCGGCAGACAGACUGCUUGAAAAUGGAGUCAACACAUUACAGAAAACACUUCUUCUGAAGAAGGAAGUCGAGGUGGACAAGGUAAAUGCCGAACUGGAAGCCAAACGAUAUGAGUUCAAACAGCGUAUGGAGAUGUGUGCUCACCGACAGGCUGAGUUGCAGAGGAAACAGCAACAGAUGAAGGACAGGGUGGAGAAGUUUGAGAAGUUUAUUCAGGAGAAUGAUGCCAAAAGGAGGAGGGCAAUCCAAAAAUAUCAGCAAGAAGUGAGACAAAAGGAGCAGAAGGCCCUGGAGUUCAUUUCUUUAUCUGACCAGUUGCAGCACUUGAAAACUAGGCAUCAAGCUCUACAGACCAAGCUAAGAAAAUACAAAGUUUACGAAGAAUACCUUCAAAAUGUAGUUGAUGCUAUGCCAGAAGAUUACUUACCGGCCACGGAAGACAAGAUAAAAAGUUUGAUGAUGCGGUACAAAACAUUAAGUGAGUCCAACAAACACUUGGUCAAUAAUCUGGAGGCAAUGGCUGAUGAGUUAGAAGAGUGCAAAAUAGUUCUAGAAAUGAUGAAUCAAGACCACCAGAAGAGCCGCCUGGCAAGCACCUCCCAGAUCCUACAUUUUCAAGAGAAACUAGAGCAAAUUGUAGAUCAGAAUGAACAGCAAGAACAGAAUUUUGUCAUCAGCAAGGGGGAAAAACGAGCAAAGAGAACUGAAGUUGGUGUCAUUUUUAUGGCUUUGGACAACAUUUAUGACAAAUGUCAAAGAUCCAUGGACCAAUCUCCCAACAAGGCUGACUGGCAACAGAAGCUCAGCCGUAUUCAGGAAUUUGUCAAAGAAAGAGAAGAUAUCCUUGACAUGGUUCAGAACUCUGGCAGCCCCACAAAUAGACAUCCGGUAACUGAGAAAACGAAGACCAAGUCAAAGAAACAUGAGAGACGAAAGUUAACAUUUGCUGUCCCAGAGGACUGA